CAGGAGGACAGUCUCUUCCUCUUUCCUUCUCUCCAGUCCCUGCCCAGGCAGGCGCUGGGAUUCCGUGGGUUGUUGCAAUACACUUACAGCCGAGGCAGGCAAGGAGACAAGCUGGUCUGCACAGAACUGAGUCCAGCUGGGACUGUACCUUGUGGUGACCUGGAUUCCUCUGGAGGGUCCCAGCAGCCCGCACACAGCCAUGCACUGCCCCGCUGUGUUCCUGCUCCUCCUCCUGGCCGGUGGGGCGGAGGCCUUUCGCAUCUGUGCCUUCAACGCCCAGCGGCUGACGCUUGCCAAGGUGGCCAGGGAACAUGUGAUGGACACCUUAGUUCGGAUCCUGGCUCGCUGUGACAUCAUGGUGCUGCAGGAGGUGGUGGACUCUUCUGGCAGUGCCAUCCCCUUGCUGCUUCGAGAACUCAAGCGAUUUGAUGGCUCCGGGCCCUAUGACUUCCUGAGCAGCCCCCCGCUGGGGCGCAGCACAUACAAAGAGCAGUACGUGUACAUCUACCGGUCCCACAAGACACGGGCCCUGGAUCACUACCUGUAUAAUGAUGAGGAUGACCUCUUUGCCCGGGAGCCUUUUGUAGCCCAGUUCACUUUGCCUAGCAAGGUCCUUCCCAGCCUGGUGCUGGUCCCGCUGCACACCACUCCGAAGGAUGUAGAGAAGGAGUUGAACGCCCUCUACGACGUAUUUCUGGAUGUCUCCCAGCGCUGGCAGAACAAGGAUGUGAUCCUGCUUGGGGACUUCAAUGCUGACUGCGCUUCGCUGAACAAAAAGCACCUGGGGGAGCUGGUGCUGCGGACUCAGGCAGGCUUCCACUGGGCGAUUGCUGAUGGAGAGGACACCACGGUGCGGGCCAGCACCCACUGCACCUAUGACCGCAUCGUGCUGCACGGGGAGCGCUGCCAGAGCCUGCUGCAUGCCGCGGCCACCUUUGACUUCCCCAGGAGGUUCCAGCUCACCGAGGAGGAAGCUCUCAACAUCAGCGACCACUACCCUGUGGAGGUGGAGCUGAGCCAGGCGGUGUGCAGGGUUCAGCCCCUUGGCCUGGCCGUUCUGUUGCUGCCAUCAUUGCUGCUGCCACUCCUGCCCCUUCAGCUGGACCUAGUGGCCUGAAACUGCCCAAUGCCUGCUGCCCACAGAUGUGAUGACUACACUGCCUUCAGGACUCAAACCCCGGCCUCCCUGUCCAUCCUGUGCUGGGGCCAAAGUGACUCCUGAGGGCCUCAACUGCAGCCCUGUCCCGUCAGACUGCAGCCCGGCCCAGCCCUCCUCCAUUGGACUGCAGCC
Molecule: messenger RNA, 1291 nt
Organism: Equus quagga
Lineage: Eukaryota; Metazoa; Chordata; Mammalia; Perissodactyla; Equidae
Gene: DNASE1L1
Product: deoxyribonuclease 1 like 1
Exons: 8
Coding region: 200-1117 (305 amino acids)
Biological process (GO): DNA catabolic process
Cellular component (GO): nucleus
Molecular function (GO): DNA nuclease activity
Source: RefSeq, a predicted model, not a curated record